CUUCCUUGGUUCAUGUCAGCUGUGGCUCUGGAUCCUUCAGGGUUGAUGGACAUGGUGCCAUGUUAGCAUUGCUUUGGAUUUUCGUUGCCUUGAGUGAGGCAACACAACGAUCACCCGCUAUCGUGCAUUUGGAUGAAGGUCAUGCCUGGGCGAGCGGCUUUCAUGAAGGACGGCUGUUGUCAAGGAGUUGCCAUCAGCGAGUCUUGCUGAAACCCCGUCUCCGGGAUGAGCAAAGUGCAGAACACUCUAGGCGAUUGGCACGAAGGCUUUUCGAGGACAUCGAAGGCCUAGAAAGAAACAGCUGGCACCAUUUGACAAAGGUCGGCAUUGACAUCGCAGAGAUAAGCUGCGACAAGGAUGCUGCAAAGACCGUGGAGCUGAUCAAAGAGAAGUUCAAGGAUGAGUUGGAUUUUGUUGAGCUAGAUGAACAGAUCUAUUCUCCGUUGCAAGCCUUAGCCGUCGUGGAUCCUUUGUGGGCCACGCAGUGGGGUGCCAUUCGUGUGGGCUUUUUCGGUGCUUGGCAAGUCUUGGAGGAUUUGGAUGUGGAGCCCAGUGAGGUGGUGGUCGCAUUGAUCGACACGGGCUUGAACUUCAAUCAUGAAGACCUGCAAGGGCGAGUGUGGGUGAAUCCUGGAGAGAUUGCUGGAAAUGGCAUCGAUGAUGACGGCAACGGUUUUAUCGAUGAUGUGAAUGGUUUCAACUUUGUAGAUAACAAUGGUAGCCCAGAAGACGAUGGAGGCCAUGGCACUCACAAUGCCGGUAUCAUCGCUGCGCAACUCAACAACUUGGGCGUCGCAGGUGCCGCUGGUCGGAACCAGAAGGUGAAGUUGAUGAUUGUCAAGGCGCUGACCAAGAAUGGCGGCUACAAGAGCGAUGCGAUCGAGGCGCUCAACUAUGCGAUGGCUAUGGGUGCGGAAAUCUCCAGCAAUUCCUGGGGCGGCCACAGCGAGUCCUCGGCGCUGCAAACGGCCAUCCAGGUGGCAAUGGAGGCCGGUCAUCUCUUUGUUUCCGCUGCGGGGAACGACAAUGCCAACGCGGACGCCUCACCUUUCUACCCCUGCGUAUAUCCACAUGUGCUGUGCGUGGCCGCCUCUGAUGACCAGGAGCAGUUCACCUUCUUCUCCAACUACGGCGUGGCGAGCGUGGAGCUGAUCGCCCCAGGGCAGAACAUCCUCAGUAGCUACCUGGGCAACACGGAGUAUGCCUCUCUCACGGGCACCUCCUUCGGAACGUCCAUGGUGGCGGGCGCUGCGGCGCUGCUGUAUAGCUGGCUUCGGAGUGCCACGAGCACGGUGAAAUCGGUGGAGGAUAUCCGCUGGCUGCUGUUGGAGACAGCCGAGAAGUUGUCCUGGACAGAAGGCUUCGUGGGCAACGGCAUGCUGGAUGUGGAUGCAGCCGCCACAAAGGCAUUGUCAGGUAUUGGCUAUAGCUGGCUGGUUGGCCCCUGGAGCUCCUGCCGCCGCGCGAGCUGUAGCUCCCUGCAGGGCCUCCGCUGGCGCAACGUGAGCUGCGUGAGCAGCAACGGCACCGAGGUGAGCACAGUGGAAUGCAGCGGAGAGCCUGAAUGCCAGGACAACGUUCGAAGUUGGAGAGACUCCUAUGAUGCCACCUGCAGCAUCUACGAGAGCUACCAAUGGUGUACGUCCACAGGUGGCUACGGAAACGGCUGGCAGGUGACCUGGGGUUCCUUCCAGGACUAUGCAGUGGAUGGCUACGAUGCAACGGAAGUUUGCUGUGCUUGUGGCAGCGGCACCAUCGAGGCAUCCAAUGUGCCUUACUCGAGUCAGGAGUGUCCUGAGCCCAUCAGCGGCCCAGAUGCCAACAACGACGGCCUGGAUGAUUGCAUCGUCCCUGUCGUGACGACCACCACAUUGACGGCGACCGACACCAGCGUCACAGCGACCUCGGUGACGCAGAGCACGGUCACCCUGACCAGCCAGACAGCGACCAGCACCACCUCCUCGACUCGAAGUAGCAGCACGGGGACCACGCAUACGACCACCAGCACCACUUCGACCCACACCUCCACCAGUACACUGACGACCGUCACCACCUACAGUACGCACACGACAACCUCUACAACGUCCAUCUCCUCUACUUCGAGCACUGUGAGCCGCACCAGCCACACCGAAACCUCAACAACCAGCACUAGCCACACCAGGACCACCUCCACCUCCAGCAGCAUCACUCUUACCAGCAGCACCAGCGUUUCGACUUCCAUCACCAGCAGCACAAGCAGCACAAGUAGCUCCAGUUCGAGCUCAAGCAGCAGCAAGACCGGGACCUCCACCAGUGAGACCAGCAGCAGUACGACCGUCUCCAGGACAAGCACCACCACCAGUACCCAGUCGACCAGCUCCACUUCAAGUACCAGCAGCACCAGUAGCACGGAAACGGUGACGACAAGCACCAGUUCAAGCCACACAAGCACCAGUAGUACCAGCAGCACCACCACGCUGACGGUGCGUUUGGCCGCACCCAUCCAGACCACGAACUUCGUGCAGAGUAUUCUACUGCUGGUGGGGACCAAUCAAACUCCAACAGGCAUCGAUGACGCUCUGGCCACAGCACUGGCGACCAGUUUCCAGCUGCAGCGGUCAGCUGUGGACGUGAUCUCCGUCAAAGCUGCUGUGGCGGCCAUGUUUCGGCCUGAGAAUGCACGACGUUUGGAGGUGGAGGCGCUGUGGAGCAGUAGUAGCUUAAGCCGGCGCACGGCGGUGCGGAGCAGCCUAGAGCCGGCGCUAGAGACAGAGUUUCAGCUGCUGCUGCCAGAAGGUUCAGGCAUGACGGUGGACCAGGCCUUGGCGGCCGUGAAUUCGGUGAAGGAAGACCCGGAGCCGCUGAUUCCGUUGCUCACCGAGGUGAUUGAGAACUAUGGCUUGGCAACGGGAGAAAAUGUUAGCCUUCGCUUCACCUCUCCAUCUUCUCAGCGCGUGGAGUCUGUGUUUGUUGCGUCACGCUGGGGCCCUUGCGGAGGCGAUGCUGUUUGUAACGAUUUGGAGAUCCCCUUGAGGUACCGCGAGGUCUGGUGCGCCAAGGUUCCAGACUUGGCGACCGUGCGGCCUGACGGCUUUUGUGGCCUCAACAAGCCUUCCAGCAGUCAGCCGUGCCCGGACCACCUCAUGAGGCCGCCGACCUGUGGUUGGCAGAUCUCCAGCUGGUCCAGCUGCCGGUCCGCCACCGCCGUGUGCCACGGUGAGGGCAUGCAGGAGCGCGAGGUGGUUUGCCUCUCCAAUUCUGCCGAGGGCUGCAGCGGCCCAGAGCCGGCCAGACGACGGGAGUGUCAAUGCCUCAUCACGGUCACCGGCGAGGGCCAGGGCCCCGACGCCGACAGCGGCAGUUCUAGUGAUGAGACGUCGAUCCUGGUGAUACUGCCCGCGGUGCUGGGAAGUCUCGCGGGCGCUUGCUGCUGCUGCAUUUGCCUCCUACUUUGUCUUACAAAACGAGGACAGAAGAAGGUGGCAGUGCAGGAUCCCAAAGAGAGGUCAGAGAACACUGAGGAGCCCUUGACGCCCGAGAGUCCUUCCUCCCGCCCGGCGGUCGGGGAGCUCUUGGCGGAAUGUGAGCGGCGACAGAUCUCCACCAAGGGGUGCUUGGAGCGUGCUGAUCUUGAGGAAUUACUUCAGGAGCCGGAGCCACCCAGCUUGCGCAAGGCAGCCACCGCUCCGCCCUUGGAUCGGCCCUCGUCACCCAUGUCACCUUCCCGUGUGGGGCACUUCCCGUCGCCAGAGGACCACUCCCCCAGCCACACACGGAAUGAGCCUGAGCCAGUGCUGACCUGUGCACGGCCAUCGCCCAGUGGUACGUCGGACGUCUCCACGCGUCAAAGCGGCUCUCCGAUCUCUUCGAAAAGCUCCACAGGCGCGGCCUAGCAGGAAACCUCCACUUGAUGCAGCCGCUACGAUGGAUCCGUGGCCACUCCCAGCUCCCAAGAGCUCCAUCAGAAGAUACCUGCACCGCCAGUCGCCGCGGCGGUUCCGGGUGCGGUGCCCGCCGCGGCUCCUCCAGUGGCACCAGGGCCAGCGAGCCCAGAGCGCAAGCCCAAAGCGUCGCCGAGCCGCUCCAGUUCAGCCAAGCGAG
Molecule: messenger RNA, 4080 nt
Organism: Durusdinium trenchii
Lineage: Eukaryota; Dinophyceae; Suessiales; Symbiodiniaceae
Source: the annotation of a GenBank genome assembly